AUGGCGAAAUUAUCGAAGGCUCAAAAAAAACAAAUGUAUAUUGACAAACUUAGCACGCUGAUCCAACAAUAUACAAAAAUAUUAAUUGUUCAUGUAGAUAAUGUAGGAUCAGAUCAAAUGGCAACUGUUCGUCAAAGUUUAAGAGGAAAAGCUGUAAUUUUAAUGGGAAAAAAUACAAGAAUAAGGACAGCAUUAAAAAAGAAUUUACAAGCAGUACCACAAAUAGAAAAAUUGUUGCCAUUGGUAAAAUUAAAUAUGGGUUUUGUCUUUUGUAAUGAUGAUUUAUCAGAAGUGAGAAAAAUUAUUUUAGAAAACAGAUCACCUGCACCUGCAAGGUUAGGUGUUAUAGCUCCAAUUGAUGUAUUUAUUCCACCAGGUCCAACAGGAAUGGAUCCUUCUCAUACAUCAUUUUUUCAAUCUCUUGGUAUAUCUACAAAAAUUGUAAAGGGUCAAAUAGAAAUACAAGAAAAAGUGCAUUUGAUUAAACAAGGAGAGAAGGUAACAGCCUCGUCAGCUACUCUUUUACAAAAGUUCAACAUGAAACCUUUUUCUUAUGGUGUUGAAGUAAAAACUGUUUAUGAUGACGGAGUAAUUUAUGAUGCUAAUGUUUUAGAUAUUACUGAAGAAGAUAUUUUAAAAAAGUUUUCAAAAGGUGUUUCUAAUGUAGCUGCAUUGUCAAGAGCUGUUGGCAUUAUAACAGAAGCUUCUUAUCCACAUGUUUUUGUAGAAGCAUUUAAAAACAUUGUUUCUUUAGUAAUUGACUCUGAUUAUACAUUCCCAUUAAUGCAAAAUAUUAAAAAUAUGGUUGAAAAUCCACAGGCAUAUGUUGCUGCUGCACCUGCUGCUUCCGCCACUAAAACAGAAGAACCCAAAAAAGAAGAAGCUAAAAAACAAGAAGAAGAAGAAGAAGAUGAUGAAGAUGGUUUUGUUGGAUUUGGAAUGUUUGAUUAA
Messenger RNA from Plasmodium gallinaceum, 951 nucleotides. RefSeq names its product 60S ribosomal protein P0, putative. The coding region runs from base 1 to 951 and encodes 316 amino acids. Gene Ontology annotation, cellular component: cytosolic large ribosomal subunit. The transcript has a single exon. Gene Ontology annotation, molecular function: large ribosomal subunit rRNA binding; structural constituent of ribosome. Gene Ontology annotation, biological process: cytoplasmic translation; ribosomal large subunit assembly; ribosome biogenesis. The record is from RefSeq and is a predicted model, not a curated record. NCBI's taxonomy places the organism in Eukaryota, Apicomplexa, Aconoidasida, Haemosporida, Plasmodiidae.